Messenger RNA from Aspergillus homomorphus CBS 101889, 348 nucleotides. RefSeq lists its product as uncharacterized. The transcript has a single exon. NCBI's taxonomy places the organism in Eukaryota, Fungi, Ascomycota, Eurotiomycetes, Eurotiales, Aspergillaceae. The record is from RefSeq and is a predicted model, not a curated record. Bases 1 to 348 code for a protein of 115 amino acids.
AUGCUCACCAACCUCGUCAGCACCAUCACCGCCGGUCUCCUGGUCGCCACCGGCGCCCAGGCUGCCCAGUACGCCACCAUCCAGAUGUGGUCCAACAAGGACUGUACGGGAACCUUCCACGAGGAGACCCUGGUCUUCGAUACCGGAAAGGGACAGAAGGUCUUCGAGUACCCUUACACCUGGGGGAGCGGCAAAGUCGUCAGUGGUGUCUCUGCCUGCGGCGUCUCCUUCUGCCAGUAUGGCUCGAGCUGCUUCGGCACCGAGGUUGCUUAUGUGAAUUGGAGCCCGAACUGCUACUCAGGCGGUAGCUGGAUGGCGUUUGACAAGAUUAUGGUCAAUACUUGUUAG